Molecule: messenger RNA, 1704 nt
Organism: Rhodotorula toruloides NP11
Lineage: Eukaryota; Fungi; Basidiomycota; Microbotryomycetes; Sporidiobolales; Sporidiobolaceae
Product: cytochrome P450, family 4, subfamily F (leukotriene-B4 20-monooxygenase)
Exons: 10
Coding region: 1-1704 (567 amino acids)
Molecular function (GO): monooxygenase activity; heme binding; iron ion binding
Source: RefSeq, a predicted model, not a curated record
AUGGACGCCGCCGCUUCGCUCGCUCGCUUUGCCCUUGAACACCCGCUUCGAACAGCUCUCCUCGCACUGCCAGCCUUCCUGCUUGGCCUCCUCGUCAAGAACGCCUACAAAGUCUUCCUUGCGCCGCACUUCUCCUCCCUCCGUUCCGUUCCCGGCCCUCCUCCCGACCAUCCGCUGUGGGGCAACCUGCAGAGCCUCAUCGACGAAGAACCGGGAAAGGCACAUGCAAGGUGGACAGAAGAGUUCGGAGGUGCCGUGCGGUAUCGCGGCUUGCUGGGAGGCGAACGCCUCAUCCUUACAGACCCAGCAGCGCUCAAUCACGUCCUGACCUCGCACACCUACGACUAUGCCAAGCCGGACGACGUUCGAGGCGACCUCGCGAUGGUACUGGGGAAGGGCCUGGUCUUUGCCGAAGGCGAGACGCACCGCCGUCAGCGCCGCCUCAUGAACUCGGCUUUCGCUCCCUCGAACCUCAAGGCGAUGACUGUGGGCUUCUUCGAGCACGCACAUCAGUUGCGCGACAUCUGGAAAGGCAUGGUCGAGGCCGGGCAGGUCGACUCGAAGGCUUGGAAGAACGACGAAGCGGCCGACGCUUACCAGGCGGGCAAGCCAGACGCCGGGUUUGGCUACAACUUCCAGGCACUCUCGCUAAAGUCGGACGCCCUCGCACAGGCUUUCGCUUCCCUCUUCUCGCCCCGCGAUGCACCGGGCAAGCCUCAUCCUUCGCGGCUCCUCGUCAACAAUGUCAUCGGAGCCUGCCUGCACGCCCUUCCUAUCCUCAAGCUCGCAGAGUACCUCCCCGACGAGCGGCUCAAGUCGAUCAAGCAGGCGCUCAAUACGCUCGAGGUCGAGAGUCGGAAGAUCGUCCAGGCCAAGAUGGAGAAGGCGGACCAGGAGGAUGCGCUGCCCAAGAAGGACUUGCUCUCAAUCUUGCUCUCGACGAAGGCGAAGGACACCAUGUCUCCGGAGGAAGUGCGAGGACAGCUUACGACCUUCCUCUUCGCCGGCCACGAGACAAUCAGCAACAGUUUGAGCUGGGUGCUGUGGGAGUUCGCUUGCCACCCGGACAAGCAGGCCCGCCUGCGCGCCGAGGUGCGCGCUGCUCGCAAGCUCGCUCAGCGAGACGGUCGCGACGAGUUGAACAGCGACGAGCUAAGCGGUCUCGAGUACCUCGAUGCUGUCACGCGCGAGAUCCUCCGCCUCGAACCUCCCCUCUCCUCAACCCCUCGCGUGGCUCAGAAGAACGAUGUCAUCCCGCUCUCGGUGCCCGUCAAGUCCGCGACCGACCCUUCGCAGACUAUCGACCACAUCGUCGUCCGCAAAGGCCAGUCAAUCAGCAUCGGCGUCUACGCAGCGAACCGCGACAAGAGUAUCUUUGGCGACGAUGCGGACGACUUCCGGCCGGAGCGAUGGCUCGACGACGACAACAAGAUUGAGACGAAGGUCGGCGGAUGGAGCGGGUUGAUGACCUUCCUCGCAGGCCCUCGCGCCUGCAUCGGCUACAAGUUCGCCCUGCUCGAGUUCAAGGCCGUCCUCUCUGUUCUCGUGGACUCCUUCGAGUUCGACCGACGAGACGCCGACAUCCAGAUCGAGCACCGCGCGCAAGUCAUCACUCGUCCAUUCGUCGUCAACGAGAUGGAGCUUGGCACGCGCAUGCCGCUCAAGAUCAGGCUCGCCAAGGCGGACGAGACGGACGAGGUGUAG